AUGGUUAGUCGAGGUGGUCGUUCUAAAGGUUGUUCCAAUUGUCGUCGUCGUCGGAUCAAAUGUGAUGAGACGCCGCCAACAUGCCAGCGCUGCCAUAAGCGUGGCCUAGAGUGUGAUGGUCCUCGCAGCACAACCUGGAUCAACGCAUCUGCAAAGUCCACUCCAAUAAGUGGAGUCCAGUCUAUUCCUGGCCAGAACUCUAAUCUACCCAAUGAACUCAGUCUGGUAGCCUUCAGGGAUGAUAUAUGCUUGACAUACACCCGCAAGAAGCUACUCCGGGGUGGGCCUGUGGAACUGGCUUGCAAUGCUGUCUUUUUAAAGUCGGACAUGGAUCCUGGUAUUGAUUUGCUCAAGAGUGCCAUCCUAAGUCUAGCGACUACCUUUUACGGGAGUCGACACCAACAGAAGGCUCUCAUGAACACAGGCUACAAGCAGUACGGAAGUGUAUUACUUCGCCUAAAUCAACACCUAGCACAAACCCAAUUGCAAACAACAAACGAGACAUUGCUGACAGCCUUAACCUGCAUGUUGCUGGAGAUAUUCCUUCCAACAGGACCUAAUCACUUCUUGAAGCACAUUCAAGGCAUUGAAACUAUCCUAGAACUGCGUGGGCCCCCGACUUGCCCGUACUCCCAGGACACUCUGGUAUUGUUCCACGGUCUGCGUGUCUUGUCAAUCAUCAGUGGUCUCGCUACUUCCAGAGCUUCCAUAUAUGCCCGUGAGGAGUGGAAAAACCUACCACGACUUCAUGAAGACGAUGCCGGACAACUUCGUCACCAAGUUUUUGAUAUCCUUGCCGAUUGUACGCAAUUGAUGAGUCGCCGCGAUUUCGCGUUACAAUCAGCUGACCCUAGCCAUCGUCUUUCCGUCAUAGAAGACGCGGAAUGCCUCUUCCAAAAGCUUGAAAGGCUUCAUCCUAAAUGGGAAGCUUUCAAUGAGAAGGAAAUGCAUAAGCCGUCAUCCGACGUUGCAAGGAAGGUCCGCAUCGCAAACUUCCGAUCAGCAACUGUGCAUAUGCUCUACUACACAGGAUACAUUCUGAUCGUCGAAAUCUUGAAUACCCUACAACCAUCGCUGAACAACGUUGCAUUACGAGCUUCUGGGGCGGAUAAUCUUAUGAAGAGUGUAGAGUUGAAAUUGUUCGAGCAGAGCACAGGAGCAUUUGAGUCAAACACGAUCGGAUUCGUAGCCACCAAAAUCGCCUGGCAAGCCAUAGGAGGCUACCACACUCCCGAAGGUCGAAGACUGGCCAAACUGAUACGAAAGAACGCUAAGGGCAUUUUCGCAGUUGGUGCUUGGGAAACAGAUGUUGUAUUCCAAACCCCUCAUCCAAAUGAGCUUGCGCUCGAUCGGAUACAAAUCGCAAGCGACCUCGAAAGACCGCAGGAACCCACACAAGCUAGCUUGAUAGACAAUGGUCCAGGAUUUGCGCCUCUUGAUUCAGAGUCGAUCUGUCUGGUCGAAAUGAUGUGGUCCCAGCACAGUGCAGCGUAG
This is a messenger RNA of Aaosphaeria arxii CBS 175.79, 1494 nucleotides long. RefSeq lists its product as uncharacterized. The record is from RefSeq and is a predicted model, not a curated record. The coding region runs from base 1 to 1494 and encodes 497 amino acids. The transcript has 2 exons. Lineage: Eukaryota; Fungi; Ascomycota; Dothideomycetes; Pleosporales. Gene Ontology annotation, molecular function: DNA-binding transcription factor activity, RNA polymerase II-specific; zinc ion binding. Gene Ontology annotation, biological process: regulation of DNA-templated transcription.